Molecule: messenger RNA, 402 nt
Organism: Trypanosoma brucei brucei TREU927
Lineage: Eukaryota; Euglenozoa; Kinetoplastea; Trypanosomatida; Trypanosomatidae
Exons: 1
Coding region: 1-402 (133 amino acids)
Source: RefSeq, a predicted model, not a curated record
AUGACCGAGUCGUACCGAUCGUCGAUGUACCUCUUCCAGCACUCGUUUUGCAGUUCGGUUGUAUUGGCUUUUUGUUUGCUCAACGGCACGCUUGCGUUCUUAUUCGCAUUCAUGAUAGAUUCUGGCGCACUUGCAGCGUUCGCAGUACCUGCAGUGGAGCGGGGGUGGGUGGUAAGUGAAAAGGCCACGGCGUGCCGACGAGCCGGGGGUUUGUUCAUGUUGUUGUCGGUAUUGGUGUUAGUAGCACCGUCUUUGAGGUGGCUGCGCGGGCCGUGUCGUCUUCUUUCCUCACGGUUACGGUACCGUCUGCACUGGGGUUAUCGAACUUUUCUAUCGAAUGAUUGCCAAGAUGUUGCAAGCAGUAGGUGCAGUGAUGGUGAUUGCGAGAUGCUUGAAGUGUAG